This is a messenger RNA of Colletotrichum spaethianum, 2142 nucleotides long. RefSeq lists its product as uncharacterized. The coding region runs from base 1 to 2142 and encodes 713 amino acids. Lineage: Eukaryota; Fungi; Ascomycota; Sordariomycetes; Glomerellales; Glomerellaceae. The record is from RefSeq and is a predicted model, not a curated record. Gene Ontology annotation, cellular component: cortical endoplasmic reticulum. The transcript has 5 exons. Gene Ontology annotation, biological process: chloride transmembrane transport. Gene Ontology annotation, molecular function: chloride channel activity.
AUGGAGAAACUAGGGGUGACCGACCCCUUGGCAAACCUUCCUCGCAAGUCGCAGUCCUACAACGACAAAUAUGUCGUCGUCUAUGAUUUCAGUGAAGUCGACUCCGAGACUGCCGUCGGGGAACUCACCGCCCUUCUGAGCGACCUUGAGUCUGCCGGUCUCCAGACUGAGGUGAGGGCUGGCUAUGACCAGUCCCUGCUCAUCUUCGCCAAGGCUCCACGAGAACUUCUCGGAAACACUGUUUACAAGUCAAGAGUCAAAGACUGGCUCUAUGGCAUUAUCCCCGAACAUCCCGGCGGAACCAAGACCACCGUCGUCGAUGGCUCCUUCGAGGCUGAAGACAUCCUCUCCGUCUAUCACCUCGUCAACUGGCCCAAGUCCCUGGGCGGUGCUGGAAUCACCCCCGAGUCGGGACAAUGGAAGAACGUCAAGGCCAUCUUUCCUCUCCACAACGAGGAGACGAACGAGUCUCUGAUGAGGUAUCUCAGCAAGCGUCUGUUCCUGACCUUGGAUGACAUUGAUUCGAUCCGCGACCUCUGGGGAACUAAGGUCGCCUUCUACUUCGCAUUCAUCCAAACUUACCUCCUCUUUCUCACUUUCCCCGCCAUCACUGGUGUCAUCGCCUGGAUGUACCUCUCCAAGUAUUCCCUCUUCUACGCAAUCUCCACCUGCGUCUGGUGUACCGUCUUCCUAGAGUAUUGGAAGAUCCAGGAGGUUGACCUUAGCAUCCGCUGGAAUGUGCAAGGCAUCGGCAAGGUCAAGGUCAACCGGCCGCAGUUCAAGUAUGACAAGAUCAUCAAGGACGAGACCGGCCGGGAGAAGCACUACUUCCCCAAAUGGAAGCAGGUCACCCGUCAACUACUACAGAUUCCCUUUGUAUUGGUUUCCGCCGUGGUGCUUGGUGCCAUCAUCGUAGUCGUCUUCGCCAUCGAGGUGCUCAUCUCGGAAGGCUACGAUGGGCCCUACAAGAAUCUUAUCGAAUACGUUCCAACCUGCUUGCUCGCCGUCGCACUGCCCUACAUCAGCAGCGGCCUCGAGGAAAUCGCCACGGUGCUCACAAACUACGAAAACCACCGAACCAACGACAACCACGAAAUGUCCCUGACGCAAAAGAUCUUCGUCCUCAACAUCAUCACCAAUUACCUCCCGAUUCUCAUCACCGCCUUCAUUUACGUGCCCUUUGGCGACACCUUCGUCCCUUGGCUCGAGGGCAUGACCAAGGGCUUUCUCGGUGCCGUCGGGCAAAAGUACAUGGAUGACGACCUCACCUUCCAUGUCAACUCUGACCGCCUCCGCGAUGAGGUCAUCGCCCUUGUCGUCACCGGCCAGAUCUCUGGCUUCUUCGACGAGAACAUCAUGCCCGUUCUCAAGCAUAAGGCGCAGAACAUCUACCGCGAAUACAGGCGAUCCCACUCCAAGGACACCAUGCUCAUGUCCAUUGUCAAGGACGACCCCGAGGAGGCUUGGUUCCUCCGCAGCGCACGCAAUCAGUCGACGCUCGAGAAGUACAAUGUGCAAGACGACAUAGCCGAGCUCGUCCUGCAGUUCGGAUACCUCGCUCUCUUCUCGCCCGUUUGGCCGCUGAUCCCCAUCGGUUUCCUGGUAAACAACAUCGUCGAGCUGCGCACGGAUUUCCUCAAGAUCAGCCUGGAGCACCAACGCCCCGCGCCGGUGCGUACGGACGGCAUCGGCCCGUGGAUUAACUCACUCGACUUCCUCACCUGGGUCGGCAGUCUCUCCACCGGCGCCAUCGUGCACCUCUUCGGCAACAACAGUAUCGGUCACGGGGCGUGGUGGGCGCUUCCCAUCACAAUCUUCAUUAGCGAGCACAUUUUCCUCGCGUUGCGGGCCGUCGUGCGAUUCGUGCUGCAGCGCAUCGGGUCGGAGCAGAUCCGCAAGCAGCGGCAACAGCGGUACGCCACGCGCGUGAAGCACCUGGAGGAGCUCGAGGCGAACAAGCAGCAAGGACUGCAUCUCUCCGUCGCCGAGCGGGAAAGGCGCAAGUCCAUCAGGGCGAUGGGCCAGGACUCAUUCUGGACGACACAGAUUGAUGACGGCGCGAGUGCAGCCGUGGGCAUUGGCCUGAUCCAGUCCGUCAAGAGAGCCGAGAUUCUCAAGAAUGGCCAACCGAAGCUCGAUUGA